Glycine soja is the source of this 1702-nucleotide messenger RNA. Its product is annotated as tetratricopeptide repeat protein 1-like. Gene Ontology annotation, molecular function: protein binding. The record is from RefSeq and is a predicted model, not a curated record. The transcript has 6 exons. The coding region runs from base 128 to 958 and encodes 276 amino acids. NCBI's taxonomy places the organism in Eukaryota, Viridiplantae, Streptophyta, Magnoliopsida, Fabales, Fabaceae.
UCACCAAAGGGUGCGUUCUGUUGUCGGUCAUUCUAGAAACACCCCAUAAGUAUUUGGGAAGCUCAUACAUUUCUUCUACGCCCGAGAAUCGCAUUUUUGUAUUUCGUGCAUCGAAACUUUCCAGAAGAUGGUGGUGAUAGAGCAGGAAGAGAGCGAGCAUCGAAACGCGAACCCCUCCAACGACGCUUCCGACGGCUUCGAAACCGCCAGCGACACCGAUCUCGCCAGUGACGGCGACGACGGUGGAGCCGGCAGCCCGGAAGAACAGAAUCACAUCGAACAGAGUCAUACCGAACAGAAUCACACCGAACAGAGUCACACCGAGAAACACCAGCAGCAGCAGCAGACGGAGCAAGAGCCGGAACACGAUGAUCCUCAGAGCACCGAAUCAUCUGAGAAUAAUGCGUUGAUCAAUGAAGAAGAGUCGAGACAGAAAGCAUUGGAUCAAGCAAAUGAAGCAAAGGUAGAAGGGAAUAAGCUUUUUGUAGAAGGGAAGUAUGAAGAGGCAUUAUUACAGUAUGAACUUGCUUUACAAGUAGCAUCUGACAUGCCUUCAUCUGUGGAAAUACGGUCAAUAUGCCAUUCAAACCGUGGUGUGUGCUUUCUGAAACUGGAAAAAUAUGACAACACAAUUAAAGAAUGCACAAAAGCAUUAGAACUGAAUCCUGUGUACGUUAAAGCUUUGGUAAGAAGAGGAGAAGCUCAUGAAAAGCUUGAGCAUUUUGACAAGGCUAUUGAUGAUAUGAAAAAGAUCUUAGAAAUUGAUCCCUCAAAUGAUCAAGCUAGGAAAACCAUUCGGCGGCUAGAGACCCUUGCUGCAGAAAAAAGGGAAAAGAUGAUUGCACAAGUGAAAGACAUGGGCAAUUCUUUCCUGCGCUACCUUGGGCUGAAGGAAAACAACUUUAAAGCAGUCAAAGAUCCAAACACUGGUUCCUAUUCUAUCUCAUUCCAACGUUGAUUUAUGUAGAGCAAAGUCAUAAACAGCAGUAAGCAAGAAAGAGGCAGUCUAAAGUGAUACAGGUAAUGUUGGAACUCUGAGUUAAUGAAGUACUAAGUGAGUUGAGCAUUGUUGGAUGGAUGUCAAGGUGUUUUAAUCACGUGGAAGUGCACUCAUGAAAGUUGAUUGGAAUUUGUAAACCUUUUUGGGUUGUACAAUGCUGUUUUUCUAUCAUCAGCUCAUUCUGCAUCAGCUUCACUACUGAAUAUGAUGCGCAUUUUAGCAAUUUUUAGUAUAGUCAUGUGAUCCAUACAUAUAUUGGCUGGUACUUUGAUGUUUAUAAGUUUUGGAAUUAUACAUGAUAUGUGAUUGUCAAAACUUAGAGCAUUUAUAAUUUUUUUUUUUUGCUUCUGCUAUUUCUGAGUUGCUAUCAUAUGUGGAAUUGGUCUUUAGCAAACUGCAGUACUACAAAAACUAGUGCUUUAUACUGGUUAUUCACUGAAGUGGAGCAGCAAGUUGUGAGCUCUAAAGAUGCUGUCCCUCCAUUAAUUUAGAAGAAUCUGCUAGUCUGGUUUUAUGUUGUGGGCGGCUGAAGGUGUGUUACAGAAUAAGAGGUAUGUUUUGGUUGCGAGGCUUUCAGGUCAUUGAAGUGAGUUUGCUGUUUUAGUCUCAAAGCAACCUGAAUAUUUGUUAGAUAUAUGGAUGUACCUGUUCAGUUUUAGAAAGUGAAAGUGAACAAAAAAAUUAUAUAUGUAUUCAUCUCAA